Messenger RNA from Xenopus laevis (African clawed frog), 1435 nucleotides. RefSeq lists its product as uncharacterized. The transcript has 5 exons. Lineage: Eukaryota; Metazoa; Chordata; Amphibia; Anura; Pipidae. Bases 598 to 1374 code for a protein of 258 amino acids. The record is from RefSeq and is a predicted model, not a curated record.
GUACAGACAUCUCUUAAUAUUACUUUAUCAUAAAGGAAGGGGGAUACGAGAGAGACAUGUGGGACAGGUGGAGGAGGAGGCUGCUGAGCCAGAGAAGUGGGAAAGUUGAAUGAAACUCCGUGUAAAUCAUUAACAAAAGCAUCUUCUGCCUUCCAACAAGAUGGCGGCGCUUCCUCACUGUGUGACAUCUUUGAUGUGAAUCUCAUCACCUAUAUUACUUGCUGUUUCUACUCAGAUUAAUCACAUUUGCUUUGUAACACGGACUGAACUGUUGUGUUUACGGGUGAAGCAAGUUUUACAAGCAGUCCGCGCCAAACUCACCCCUUAAUCCUAUUUCGAGGCUGGACUUCCGGCUCCUCCCAUCUACUUCCUGUUUAGACACUGUCAGGUUGCUUAUCUGUGUGGGAAUUCCUCUCCUUAUUGGAAUAGAUUUAUGUCACUUCUCUUAUGUGCCCUGAUCUGAUAGAGCCGAGUUGUGAGGAGACUCACUGGGGAACUGACUGAGAAUUGUCCCCUGUAAAUCCUUCUCCUGUGUCCCUGACAUUCCCAUCCCCUGUACUCACAUCUCCAGCCUCAUCUACUGGGCGGGAGUCAGAGAUGCCGCUCCCCAGUGCUACAUUAGGAGCUGUGCCCCAGGCUGACAAUCUUUUGCCGCUAGUAAAGAUGGAAGAGGAUGCGGGUACCUCGGAGGCAGAAGCUCCAGUAUUACAUAUAAAGAAAGAGGAAGAACCAGACUGUGUCCAUUAUCUGAACCCGUGGGAAGGACUGACCCCUAUGUUUACUGAUAAGGGAGUGGAGCACUUUGCAUGCGGCAGGAUGGCAGGUCCAGGCACGCUGAGUGAGCAGCAGAUUCAGUUUUUCAUCCGGUUUCUGCACCGGGAGGGGUAUGACAAUAUCCCUCCUGGGACCCCCAGGAUACAGUCCCUGAAAAGGAACAUAAUGCAGAGGCUGCGGCGUAGUCUGAGGCGGCACUUCAAUGUGCAUGUGAGCCUGCGUGUGGUCCAGCGCAUCUGGAGUGACCUGAAGAGGCGGCACCCAGAUUUGGUAGAACAGCUGCUGAAAGAAGUAGAAGCUGAAUGGAUCCAAUAUGAUCCGAGUGCAGACGGUGCAGCAACAGAAGGAGCAGAGGAAGCGGCAGAGGAAGAAGCAGCAGCAGAAUGGGCAGAGGAAGAGGCAGUAGCAGAACCUGCAGGUCCUCCAGCAGCUCCGACUCCUUCUCCCAGAGAGGCCCCCCAGCUGCCACAGGUAGUACAUGCAGCGACACAGACGGAGGACAACCUGCUGCAUCACAUCUUGCGGGAGCUCCAAGAUAUCAAGGACCUUGUCCUAAAUUUGAGGGGAACCGUUCCUCUUCCUCCUCCAGCAACAUUUUAAAUUUUUGGGCACCGUUAUGCUAUGAUUUAUUUUUUAUAUUAAAAAAAUUAGUUCAAACCUC